Molecule: messenger RNA, 3360 nt
Organism: Centropristis striata (black sea bass)
Lineage: Eukaryota; Metazoa; Chordata; Actinopteri; Perciformes; Serranidae
Gene: dnm3a
Product: dynamin 3a
Exons: 21
Coding region: 471-2972 (833 amino acids)
Cellular component (GO): cytoplasm; membrane; microtubule
Molecular function (GO): GTP binding; GTPase activity; microtubule binding
Source: RefSeq, a predicted model, not a curated record
UUAAAGUUUGCUGAUUCUGCGCAUGCGCGGUAAACUUGAUUCCGUUAGCUGUCAGUAGAAUGUUUUCCUUCUGUCCAUGGACCAAAGUCAGCGCGGCGAGCUACGAUUAGCUUCUUAAAAGUAUCCAGAGGCAUGGGAAACUACAUACUGCCGCCAUUUGGAGCUUUAAAACAACAAAAAUGACAAUAGCGGACUGUUUUCAGAGACUCUGGGACUGUGAUUACCAAAUUGGACACUCCUAUCGUUACCAGACGCACUAACGGUAACGUACUAUUAGCUACUAAAGUUGGAGCUGUUAGAAGUUAGCACCGUACUUCAAGAAGACUAUUUUUGCAUUUUGUACAUAUCAAAAAUGAAAAUAACGUACUUUUAAGUAAUUAUUAACUAUGAUACCUACUGGUGUAGUCUAGAAUCGACGUAAAACAAGGUUGAUAAGGGGCUGGGUGACGUAGCCCGGCUGCCCUGUUGCGAUGGGCAACCGGGGGAUGGAGGAGCUGAUCCCGCUGGUCAACCGGCUCCAGGAUGCUCUGAGCGGCGUGGGGCAGAGCUGCAGCCUCAACCUGCCGCAGAUCGCUGUGGUGGGCGGCCAGAGUGCAGGCAAGAGCUCCGUGCUGGAAAACUUUGUGGGCAGAGACUUUCUUCCACGGGGUUCAGGAAUUGUCACUCGAAGACCUUUAAUCCUCCAGCUGCUUAGUGCUAAUGCAGAGUACGGUGAAUUUUUCCAUUGUAAGGGAAAGAAGUUCACAGACUUUGAGGAGAUCUGCAAAGAGAUUGAGGCAGAGACACGCAGAGUCACAGGAUCCAAUAAAGGCAUCUCUCCUGUCCCCAUCAACCUACGGAUUCAUUCACCACAUGUGCUGAAUCUGACUCUUGUGGACCUGCCUGGCAUCACCAAGGUGCCUGUAGGUGACCAGCCAGCAGACAUAGAGUACCAGAUACGAGACAUGAUCAUGCAGUACAUCUGUAAGGACAACUGUCUCAUCCUGGCUGUCACACCAGCUAACAUGGACCUGGCCAACUCUGAUGCACUCAAACUGGCCAAAGAUGUUGACCCACAGGGUCAGCGCACAAUCGGUGUAAUCACUAAGCUGGACCUGAUGGAUGAAGGAACAAAUGCCCGGGACAUACUAGAGAACAGGUUGCUUCCUCUACGCAGAGGUUACAUAGGGGUGGUGAACCGCAGCCAGAAGGACAUUGACGGGAAAAAGGAUAUUCAGGCAGCCCUGCUUGCAGAGAAGAAGUUUUUUCUGUCCCAUCCGGCCUACAAACACAUGUCUGAAAGCAUGGGCACCCCAUAUUUACAAAGAAUACUUAACCAGCAACUGACAAACCACAUCCGUGAAACUCUGCCAGCCUUCCGUAGUCAUCUGCAAGACCAGCUGCUGAGUUUGAACAAAGAAGCUGAAGAGUGCAGACAGUAUAGUCCUGAUGACCCUGCACGGAGGACCAAGAUACUGCUAAAGUUAGUUCAGCGCUUGGCUGUUGACUUUGAGAAGUUCAUCGAGGGCUCAGGCGACAAAGUAGACACAGUGAAUCUGUCAGGAGGUGCGAGGAUCAAUCGGAUCUUCCAUGAGCGCUUCCCUUAUGAACUUCUCAAGAUUACAUCAGAUGAGAGGAAGCUGCGGCGGGAAAUCAACUAUGCCAUCAAAAACAUCCAUGGUGUCAGGACAGGUUUGUUCACUCCUGAUUUGGCCUUUGAAGCCAUAGUGAAGAAACAGAUAUCAUUACUAAAAGGACCAUGUAUUCAAUUUGUUGACAUGGUCAGUCAAGAACUAAUCACCACUGUGUACCAGUGUAUCAACAAGCUCAGUUCCUUUCCCAAACUGCAAGAGGAGACAGAGAGAAUUGUAACUACUGAAAUACGAGAGCUAGAGAGUAAAUGCAGGGAACAGGUCUUGUUGCUCAUUGACACACAGCUUGCCUACAUAAAUACCAAACAUGAAGAUUUCAUCGGCUUCACUGCCGCCCAGCAGACGUACAACCAAAGCAAUAAGAAGAAUGCUGCAGCGAUAGCAGGAAACCAUGUUGUGGUCCAUCCUUCAAGACGAAUAGUCAUACGCAAGGGCUGGCUGACCAUCAGCAAUAUUGGCAUCAUGAAAGGUGGACCCAGGGAAUACUGGUUCAUCCUCAGUGCAGAGAGCCUCUCCUGGUUCAGGGAUGAUGAGGAGAAGGAGAAGAAGUACAUGCUUCCUCUGGACAACCUAAAGCUCAGGGAUGUGGAGAAGGGCUUCAUGUCCAGCAAAUUUGUCUUUGCUAUCUUCAACACAGAGUUAAGGAACGUGUACAAGGACUACAAAUGCCUGGAGUUGGCCUGCGACUCUCAGGAAGAGUUGGACAGCUGGAAGGCGUCUCUGCUGCAGGCCGGAGUCUACCCUGAGAAAGUCACCGUGGAGGACCAGGGAAAUGGAGCUCCUGAAAACUUCACAGACCCCCAGCUGGAGCGUCAGGUGGAAACCAUUCGCAGCCUGGUGGACUCCUACAUGAGCAUCAUCUCCAAGACCAUCAAGGACUUAAUGCCAAAGACCAUAAUGCACCUCAUGAUCAACAGCGUGAAGGAGUUCAUUAGCUCGGAGCUCCUGGCCCAACUCUACGCUCUGGGAGAAUGCUCGGCGCUGAUGGAUGAGUCACCGGGGCAGCAGCAGCACCGCGAGGAAGUGCUCCGCAAGCAUGCCGCCCUGAAGGAGGCGCUCACUGUCAUUGGAAAGUUCUCUGCCUCCACCUGCACCAUCCCUCUGCCUCCACCUGUAGACUCCUCCUGGAUACAGCCCUCCAGUCCAACACUCCCUAAAAACUCAGUGAGCAGUGGUAAAGCAGUGGCUCGUGGCCAUGCCCCCUCUGCCCCUCGGGUACCCACUCAUGCCCACACUGCCCCCCCGAGCAAUGACGGACUCCAUCGGUUUGCUGGCCAACCCCACCGUGCUCCACCUAGCGUGCCAAGGAGGCAUCCUCCAGCUAUUCCAAACGUCAAAUAACAGGCCUUUCUGCUCAGAGCUUCAUUACCCAUCUAUCCUAUUGAUCCUUCCAGCUGCAGCUUACUGUUGCUCAAAGACAUCUAGGACCUGUGUGAUGUGUAAUCCAGCUGAAACUCUACGCUGGGCUUCUCUCUGUCUCCUCUGGGAGUUGCUGUCUGCAAAAUUCACUGAGUCCUGAACCUGUUUUGUACAUAAUAUCUUCGGAUAUAAAAGCCGGAAUGUGCUCGACUGUCUGCGGAAAUUUUCUCAAGGGCCUGAACUUUCUGUAAAUAGAAAUACCAAUAUUGAGUUAUUCAAAAAGAUAUGAGUUAUUGUAAAAGAGAAUACUCAUACACUAUUUUCACUGUUUUUGAAUAAACAGGUUUUAUUUUUAAACAUCCUGUUGUCU